Messenger RNA from Ornithodoros turicata, 1400 nucleotides. RefSeq names its product DNA excision repair protein ERCC-8-like. Gene Ontology annotation, biological process: protein polyubiquitination; transcription-coupled nucleotide-excision repair; proteasome-mediated ubiquitin-dependent protein catabolic process. NCBI's taxonomy places the organism in Eukaryota, Metazoa, Arthropoda, Arachnida, Ixodida, Argasidae. Gene Ontology annotation, cellular component: Cul4A-RING E3 ubiquitin ligase complex; nucleotide-excision repair complex. The record is from RefSeq and is a predicted model, not a curated record. The coding region runs from base 193 to 1308 and encodes 371 amino acids. The transcript has 6 exons. Gene Ontology annotation, molecular function: protein binding.
AAGUUGCAGACGACACAUGAAUCUCAGCAGACGCCAUAUUGCGACGCUUUGGAAUUUCGAUGUUCUGUUCGCAUCGUUCAGAACAUUAUUCCCGGUACUUUUUCAUCUUUUCUCGACACCAUGACUAAAUUAACAGCAUAGACUCGACCAAAUAACGGGUUACACGCCUCGUGACAUGAAUUUCCAGGAGGGAUGUUGAGUGCCUAUACUCAUGUCCAAUGUGGCCUUAUUUCGCAUGCCGCAUUCACUGCCACAGAGACCACGAAGAGAGAAUACGACCUAGAAUUAAGCAGAUGCAAAGACAUCGAAGUGGUUCACAGCGCCGGCGUUAACUCUCUGUCACUAGAUCCCGUUGAUGGACGAUAUUUAUUAUCAGGAGCCGCAGAUGGAAGUCUCUACAUUCAUGACCUCUUCAACACGUCCGGGAAAGUCCAACAUACAUGUAAAGCCAUUUGCAAAGUUGAAAGGAAAUCACGCUAUGCUCAUUCGUUCAGCGUCGGGACCGUGCAGUGGUACCCCUUUGACACUGGUCUCUUCACUUCAUCGGGUAUGGAUGGGAGGCUCAAGGUGUGGGACGCAAACGCGCUUCGUCCUGCGGAUGUCUUCCAACUCGGGGCGAAGGCUUACAGUCACCACAUGUCUCCCACGGCAACCCGUCAGUCCAUUGUGGCCGUUGGAACGACAAACCCCUGGGUCACGCUGGUCGACCUCCAGAGCGGGACAAUCUGCCAGCAACUCAGAGGUCACAGCGGACGUGUCUUAGCCGUACGAUGGAGCCCGUGCGCUCCGAACCUCCUCGCUUCGGGGUCGCAAGACAAUCAGGUCAUGUUGUGGGACGUACGGUGCGCUAAAGGCGCCUUGGCAAAGAUCGACGCGCACGGAGGGGCAGUCACGUCGCUCGCGUUUGAGCCGGGCGGAUUCGUGCUCCUCAGCCUCGGCACUGAUGAGCGCAUGCGAGCUUGGGACGUGGCAAAAGCUAAAGCGCUGCCGCUCAACUUUGGCCUGGUGCCCGUGGCACAACGCCCCCUUGAGGUGGCCGUGUCGAACAACCUGGCCCUGGUUCCGUCGGAAGGUGUGGUUCUCGUGCUCGACAUCCGUGCUGGCGAACCCGUUGGCUCCCUGCAGGGCCACUUCAACGAAGUCAACUGUGUCACCUUCUGUCCGUUGACGCUGACCGCGUACAGUGGUGCUAACGACCGCAGCGUCCUCUGUUGGACGUCUUCUCCCGAACUUGAACGCGCAUACUGUGCAGAAACGGAAGCCAGCAAGCGUUUGGCCGAUGCCUGGAGCAGCGACGAAGGUGCCUAAAGCAGGAACCUACUGAUAUGGAAAAAGAACAUAUGUACGCAAAGCAAUUGUAAAUAUUUUGUAAUAAAAAUCUGUGUUCUCUGCGGCAAAAA